AUGGUAGCGUCAAAGGUGCGUGGUUUCGGGUUUAUAAUUUUUGAAAACUAUUUACCUAUUGAGAAAUUUUUUUUACCAAAUGGCCUGGAUAGAGACUUGCAAGAGUUUAUGAGGAACUACUUUGAAUCUAGCGAGCAACGGUGGAAAGUUAGAUAUGAACGUGAAUUGUCGCUUGCGGAAUUUCUUUCGCUAAAAGGGGUAGAACGAAAACUUAUGGUCGAAGUAAAGAGCUUACACGUAGAUUUGGUUGAUGUUGCAAUCGGUAGAGAUGUUAUCUCUCUGGAGUCCUGUGACACGGUGGGAGAGUGUUUGCUUCGGUCUCAUCUAUCUGUUGAUAUCCUUUUCUGGCUGCUGGACAACUGGGUUGCAUUCUCGAACAAGUCUUGCAUAUCUGAAUUUGGGAAUGUGCUGAUCAAAUACAUGGAUUUAAUCAUUGAAAACGGGUUUGUGCUCGCUCAGAGAUCUCUGGCUCACAAGUGGUGUUCAUUACUGAAUUAUUCUAUGCGUGCGAUUAAAGCAGUGGAUUCCAUCGUACAUGAACAUCUGUUGUGGAGAAUGUUGACAUGCUUAAAAAGUGCUGUUGAGAGAUCAUAUGCUGUGGAAAAUGCCGGUUCACUCCACUGGAUGUUUACCAUUGUAUUUGCCACUUUGCAAAUGGGUGUUACGCUUGCUGGUAGCGAACGGUGUUCUAAUGCAAUAACUUCUCUUUUGAUUUCUUCGAUCAAUACGCUGACAGCUAUUGGAGAAACAAUUAAAAAAAAUUUGAACAGUAGUAUUUAUGAAAAACUUGCCAGUGAUUAUGGUUUAUUUGGACUACCACUGGAGCUCCUCUUGUAUGAGUGGCCGUCUCCAGUUCUUACUCUUUUAUCACGGCCCUCCAGUCCUCUAGCUUCUUGUACAGGUUUAUCACCAUACUCAGCUUUCUUUACUGCUCAUUCUCUACCCGCGAAUGCGCAAAGUAGUGGGUGGAAUAACAAACAGAAGGUUUCGCAUCACUGGCACGUAAAAAAACAAGGGUCGUCGAUUUCUGAUGCUGAAAGCAGCGAAUUAGUUAAAAACGGGAGAGGUGUGCCAGGUUUCUCGAAGCCGUUGUUGUCUGUUAAUGGGAGUCUUAACGAUCUUAUUGCCCAGGAUGAGAUGGAGUGGUUUGAGUUAUAUGAUAUUAAUAUUAAUGGAGAACACGAAUCACAUCACAUGGGUUCUAGUGGCAUUCCUUCGGCGGCUCCACCUGGAACUGGGGUUUUCAGAAUCAACGAGAAUUCUUGUGCCUCUGAGUCCUUCCACCGUGUUCGCCUUUCACCUUCGCAGCUGAGUGGUUUAAUAGAAGUUGAGCCGUUGACUUUUACCUGUGUUGCUGCUUCUGACCACGUUAAAGUUGAGAAUCUUGAAACAGGCUCAGUUACCACUAUCAGCUCUUCUUCAAAUUUGUCAGCUGGACAACAGUCAAAUCUGAGGCCCUUUCCUUUGAAAACGACAAGGGUUUCGUGCCUAGGUGCUUCUACGCCUGUUCCUCAGCAAUUGGCGGCUAAAGCUCAAGAGGUUGGGUUGGAGCAGACACUAAUUAAAGAAAAAAUAACGAGGAUAAGUAGGCAUCGAUAUACCGAGCAUCAUCACAACUUCCUGCUAGUGAAGUCAGAGCUCUGGAGAAAAAUUAAGCUUUUUUGGGAUACCGAAAAGCAUUCCGACUUGCCAUGUUCUACCGAGAAACAGCCAUCAUCUGAAGAAAGAACAGUUGGAGAGAGAAAACUUCAAUUUACCGAGGAUCAAACACAUUUUCCUCGGCAGUUGUUCACAACUGUUGCCGUUGUUCCGUCUGAUUUACUUCGGCCUCCUCCUCGUCAGGUUCUCACAAUUGAAAGAAUGGCUCUUGGUGAUUUCCAAAGCUGUUCUGAAUACCAUGCUCUUUGCAAAUUAGUCUUUUUAGUAGCUCUGUUAAAAGUUCUUUGGGCGGGUGUAGGUACUCGUCGGUUUGUCGUGUUAGAUUUCGGGUUACCUGUAUUGCUGACGGAUAUAGUAAUUCCUUCUUGUGCCGAAUUGUCAUCGUUGUUCGUAGAUAUUUGGUUACUAGGAGAGAGCAUUGACGGCCGAAGGUUGACAGGUUCCUCACAGAUAGGUUGUAAAAGCAUUAUUCUCCAAGACCUUGCACCGAACAUGCUGGUGAGGUUCCUAAAGAUUACGUACGUUGGUCGGCAGGCUUUCAGUUCUUCGUGCCGCAUACCAAUUGGACUUUUUUUUGGACAUCGGUUUUUUUCCACCUGGCAGACUUAUGCUUGUCCUUUGCUUCUCGGCACUUCUGCUUCAUCUGUAUCUUUAUACACUGAUAAAGGAGUGAGUCUUUCACAACUGCGUCAUCUUUGCGAAGACCUUCGUUGCAGACACCAAUUGUCAUGUACUGAGUUGCAACGCUUAGUGAAAGAGCGUGCUGCUACGAAAGAAGUGAGGCGUACUUAUAAAGAAUGCAUAUAUAUUCGAGCCCAGUGGAAUAUCUUUCAUAAUGUCGUUCGCCGCAUAGAAAACGACUUACGCUCUCCUAAUGGUUUGAUCACUGAACGUAGAUGUGGUUGGUCAACGUGUUGCUUUGAUCAGCUAAGGGUAACGGCCGGUGAAAUAUGCACUUUGUUGAGUGUGUCUGCUCAUUUUUUGGAUGUUCGGGCUAUUGCAGUUUUCACAGCCGCUCAUGCGGUUUCUUCUUUCGCUUCGCAGGGGGUUGGUCUCAAAUCUAUUCCCAUACUCGAGGCGGCGUCUGUUGCUCCAACUGUUGACCAAGUUGCACCGUUGCUGUUAACUUUGGAGACAGCUGUGUUACAUUUUUGCCUCUUCUGUACUCUUAAUUUACCGUUGCUUCAGCCAUCUAAGGUUAAAUGUGCUACAUGGAUCUUUCAACACGGGGCUUGCACCCAAUGGUGGCCACGUUUCUUUCCUGCUGUCUUAGCAAAAGUCUUUGCCGCUCCGUAUAAGAAGGGGGAUGAAAAGCAAACGUCUUUGUUUCUGAAGGAAGCUUACGAAAAUUUCGUCAUCAGAUCACUUUUACCUGGGUUAAAGUUAAGUUAA
Molecule: messenger RNA, 3051 nt
Organism: Enterobius vermicularis (human pinworm)
Lineage: Eukaryota; Metazoa; Nematoda; Chromadorea; Rhabditida; Oxyuridae
Source: the annotation of a GenBank genome assembly